Molecule: messenger RNA, 531 nt
Organism: Medioppia subpectinata
Lineage: Eukaryota; Metazoa; Arthropoda; Arachnida; Sarcoptiformes; Oppiidae
Source: the annotation of a GenBank genome assembly
AUGUUGAUCACUUUUUGUUUAACACUAUUCAUCGCCACUGUCACGGCUGGUAUUCCCUUCAAAGACUGUGGUCAAUCUGAACUAAGAAGUGUUGAGGUUAGUGGCUGUACAACCAGUCCCUGUACUCUCCACAAGGGAAAUGAGAUUACCAUUAAUAUUAACUACACCGCCAGUGCCAACAGCAUUCAUACCACGUGGGAAUUGCACGCAAUAGUUGGCGGACUUGAGAGGGAUUUGGGUCGACUGAUACCCAAAUUUGAUUCCGACGGCUGUCACGACACUCCCUGUCCUAUCAGAAAAGGGGUGACCAACAUGUUUACCACCAAACUCACAAUUCCCGUCUCCACCCCUACACCCAUUGAGGGCGAUAUUAUAGCCAGACUUCUUGGUGAUAAAGUGACCGUGUUUUGUGGAACCGUUCAUGAGGUACAUACUAAAGGGGACCGGACAACACUUUUCUAUAUACGACAAUACCAAUAUUUGGACGGUCGAUUGGUCGACUCAAAUGCCGGCCAAAGUGGGCCCGGUUAA